Linum trigynum is the source of this 726-nucleotide messenger RNA. NCBI's taxonomy places the organism in Eukaryota, Viridiplantae, Streptophyta, Magnoliopsida, Malpighiales, Linaceae. The record is from the annotation of a GenBank genome assembly.
AUGAGCGAUUCUCGCUCAGUGAUGGAGCAAUAUAACGAAUUGCUUCGUAUCUAUGGUCAGUUUACUCAACAUAAUCUGAACAUGGAUGAGGCGAUCGUUGUGUCGAGUAUAAUCGACAAACUGCCACCUUCUUGGAAGGACUUCAAGCACAUGCUUAAGCACAAGAAGGAAGAGUUGGAUUUAACCCAACUCGGUACCCACUUGUGCAUAGAGGAGAACCUUAGGGUGCAAGAGGAUGUGAAGCCAAAAGAUUCUUCAUCGGUUCAUAUGAUGGAGAUUGGAGAGUCUUCUUCCCAGAAAAAAGGAAAGAAACGUUCUCGUGAAAAGGGCAACAAUCUAUCCAAGGCCGACAAGAACAAGAAGGCUAAACCUCCUUGUUGGAAAUGCGGGAAACCGGGGCAUUUCAAGCGUGAUUGUCCCAUGAAAAAAUCAAAGAAUAAUGGCAAUCAUCAUGUUGGGCAAGGAUCUAACGAUCAUGGCCCACAAUGUCGUAUUCCCACUUUUGAUUUAGAUUUUGAUCCAAAUUCGAGUGUGAAUUAUGUUUCACUAAUUAAUGAAGCAUAUUUUGUACAGGAUGAUGAUGUUGCUUGGUGGGUGGACUCUGGAGCUAACAUACAUGUAAGCAAGGAUCACAAUGGUUCAAAACUUACAAACCUGUGGAACACGAUUCUGUUCUCCACAUGGGCAAUGAGUCAACUGCUCCAGUCGAAUGACAUGGCACCGUAG